Trametes versicolor FP-101664 SS1 is the source of this 690-nucleotide messenger RNA. Its product is annotated as glutathione S-transferase C-terminal-like protein. Lineage: Eukaryota; Fungi; Basidiomycota; Agaricomycetes; Polyporales; Polyporaceae. The record is from RefSeq and is a predicted model, not a curated record. The transcript has 6 exons. Bases 1 to 690 code for a protein of 229 amino acids.
AUGCCUCACUUCACCCUUUACCAGUCUAACACCGGCACCAACGGCUGGUGCGUUACAUUGCACGCCACGAAGAUCGCCAUGGUGCUCGAAGAGCUCGGUCUCGAAUAUCACGCUAUUUUCCUCGACCUGGACAAAGGCGAGCAGAGAAACCCUGAGCACACGAAGUUCAACCCCAACGGACGCAUUCCAACGCUCAUCGAUCACGAGAACAACGACUUCAUCAUCUGGGAGUCCAACGCGAUCGUCACGUACCUCGUGGACAAGUACGACCCCGAGGGCAAGGUGUCGCCGAAGACCUUCGAGGGCAAGAUCACGCAGCUGCAAUGGCUCCUGUUCCAGGCGUCCGGACAAGGGCCCUACUUCGGCCAGGCCGUUUGGUUCAUCCGCUCCCAUCCUGAGAAGAUCCCCAGCGCGAUCGAACGGUACCAGAAGGAGACCCUGCGCGUGUUCAGCGUCCUCGAAAGCGUGCUCUCCAAGCAGGAGUGGCUCCUCGGCGACAAGUUCACCGUCGCGGACCUGAGCUUCAUCCCGUGGAACAUUAUUGCCGUCGACGGACUUAUCUUGCGCGACUACGAGGGAUUCGACUUCGCGAAGGACUUCCCUUCGGUCCACAAGUGGCACCAGGCGAUGAUGAACCGCCCGGCGGUCAAGAAGAUUGACGACCUCAGGAAGGCCCUCCGGGACGCGUGA